AUGAACUUUUUUGAGCAGCCUUAUUACAAGCUACCAAGAAACUUUGCACGCUCAAUAGGCCGAUGGCCAUACCAGUCGGAGCGACAAAGAUUUACAAUAGCAAUUGCUAUUAUUUCUGCAUUUAUUUUACAAGUUGGACCAAAAAUUCUAGCUGAUAUAGUGCAUUCUGAUGACCAAGAGCUAAUAUUUGAAACAUUGGCACCAACUAUAACGGAUGUCGCUUCAUUCGCCAAAUAUAUGAAUACUUUCAUAAAUGCAAAAAUGAUUAAAAAGAUCCUUCACAGAAUCAAAGACGACUGGACAUAUAUGUCGAAUGAUAGUGAAAAACUGAUUUUGAAAAAAUAUGCUGGAUUGGGAAAACUCAUGGCAACUGGAUACGUAGGAUUUGUAUACAUGACGACUGUGAUGUUCAUAACGGAGCCGUUAUUGCCAAUGAUUAUAAAUCUAAUUUUGAAAACAAACAUAUCUGCUCCGCAUGAGUUUCCUGUUCCGAUGGAAUGGAUUGUUAUAGAUAAAGAAAAGUACUAUUGGUUACUAUUUAGCAAUUCUAGUGUCUGUAUUAUGGUUAUUCUAACUGUACUCAUUUCUUACGACGUCAUAUUUAUUACAUUUAUUCAUCACGCCUACGGAUUAUUUGCAAUUACAGGAUACCGGAUUAGAAACAUGCCUAAUGAUGUAGUACGUAAAAAUAAUCUUACAUCAGGAGUAAAUGCAUCAUCAAAUUCAGAUGAUGUUCAUUACAAACAUCUGGUUUCGUGCAUAAGAAUUCAUAAACGGGCUUUAGAAUAUGCUGAUUUGAUUGAGAGUACUUUUGCCGGAUGCUUCGGAGUAGUUAUUGGAUUAAACUUGCCGCUAAUGAGUAUUACUGGGAUUCAAAUUAUUGCAGAAACAAGUACAUUUCAGCAAAAAAUAAAAUAUGUAAUGUUUACCGGAGCUCAAAUGCUACAUCUUUUUUUUGAAUGUUUUUUAUCCCAGCAAUUGACGGAUAUAAGCUUACGAGUUCAACAACACAUAGCUAAUGGAAAGUGGUACAAUAUUUCGUCAAAGUCACAAAAAUUAUUGAUUUUGAUGACAAUGAGAUGUCAAGUGCCCUGUACUUUAACAGCAGCAAAAAUUAUGGGUUUAUCGAUAGAAAGCUUCGGAAUGAUGAUCAAAACAUCUGGAUCAUAUUUUACGGUUCUUCUAUCCAUGCAAUGA
Molecule: messenger RNA, 1197 nt
Organism: Microplitis demolitor
Lineage: Eukaryota; Metazoa; Arthropoda; Insecta; Hymenoptera; Braconidae
Product: odorant receptor 13a-like
Exons: 9
Coding region: 1-1197 (398 amino acids)
Biological process (GO): sensory perception of smell; detection of chemical stimulus involved in sensory perception of smell
Cellular component (GO): plasma membrane
Molecular function (GO): olfactory receptor activity; odorant binding
Source: RefSeq, a predicted model, not a curated record